AUGUAUGUGCAGACCAUCAACCAAGUUUUGAGACUUCUUCCCAUUAGCAACGAGGAGUGGCCUGAAGAAUGUCUCGCUCUUGCGCGUCCACCUCACAACAUCCUACGACAUGUUGGAUUUUUACUCACUGCAAAUGACAACACAAGGUUUUCUAUCUACGAGAUAGAGAUUGGUGGCUCUGCUUUUCUCAAUGAUUAUAGGACUGAUUUUUGCAUGCCAAACUUACAUGGGGGCAUCUGGUUGCUCGAUCAACUAGUUGGAGUUCAGUUCACCCCAGCAACAUACCCACAUGGAUACCCCCCUCCUUCCCCUCUUAUACCCAUUGAUAUCCCAGCUUGGCAGACCUCAUUCCCUCAGUCAUUGCCCUCUCAACCAGUGGUUACUCAGACAAUGUUCCACCAAUCCCUGGAUUUUGGAUACGAGCCUACUCUCAUAGAACUGACCUCCAUAUUUGAUCACUUACCCGCACCCACUUUGCUGGACGACAACAAUUCCGAUAACAUGGGCUUCAUCACAUCACAAUGGGGUCGCUCAAUUAAACUGACAAAAUACCUUUUUAUUGGGAAUUUCCUGGUCGGAAUGCUUGUCAAUCCAUUCCUAGUUCCUGUGGCAGUUUCCAGGCAGUUAAUCACUAUGAGCUUCAUGAGAGCUCUCCACUUUAAUCAAAAAACUUACGAACAGUUAAGCAGCGAGUCAUUGACGAUUGUGAACGAUGAUGGGAGCAAGACCGUUGUGGGAUGGUCAUACUUGUGCAACCGUGUACAAGAAGCUAUCUGCACCCUUAUCAAAACACAAGCUUUCGAGGAGGUCAUGUGGGCUGGACUACUCCAACCCAUUUCUGAGUUAGCUGAAGGCAAUGCGAGAUUAGCGGACCUAUAUCCUGAUGCUAUUCAAACUUGGACAGGUUGCCUACAAAAGGGGAUCAUGUAUCAGGUGUUUACCCUGCAGAUACCAUCUGACUUUGCCAAUUUGAAAGCACCUGAGUUACAUCCUAGAAUUAUGGCUGCCCUUGACGAGAUGUAUAUGAAUCCAGACCACUUUCCCAUGUUCUUCCAGGUGGCGCGUGAGCUACCUUCACUACAGGAGACAAACAUCUUGGUUAUGGAUCCCAAGAACAAAGUUCCGAAAUACAUGACGGACGAGAUGGGAGUGAGGCGGAUGAAAACCCUGAGUGAUCUGUGGCCUAUAGAUGUUUUCUUUACCUCUGAUUUUGAAGUCCCUCAUGCACAAUUCGUCUUUCCAGCAUCUAGCAGUGAUGAGGAGCUGCAUAUUUCAUACUUCACGAUGUCUUGA
Suillus bovinus is the source of this 1293-nucleotide messenger RNA. RefSeq lists its product as uncharacterized. The transcript has 9 exons. The record is from RefSeq and is a predicted model, not a curated record. The coding region runs from base 1 to 1293 and encodes 430 amino acids. Lineage: Eukaryota; Fungi; Basidiomycota; Agaricomycetes; Boletales; Suillaceae.